Molecule: messenger RNA, 3347 nt
Organism: Cryptotermes secundus
Lineage: Eukaryota; Metazoa; Arthropoda; Insecta; Blattodea; Kalotermitidae
Product: synaptonemal complex protein 3
Exons: 4
Coding region: 1596-2513 (305 amino acids)
Biological process (GO): spermatid development; meiotic cell cycle
Cellular component (GO): synaptonemal complex
Source: RefSeq, a predicted model, not a curated record
GUAAUUUAUGUUAGAGGUUGUGUAAAGCCCAGGGCUAUAGUGCGGCUGGAAAGAUUAGGUCAAUUGAAAAACACAAUGGCCUCAUCAGAAAUCGAAUCCACUAUAUUCCGGCUUGUAGCAUUGCCCCAACCAUGCUAGCACAUGCCUCGGUUAAGUUAACAGACGUUCUGGAAAAAGUACAGCCUCCAUCUUCAGGGUUGAAGUGUAAUCCAAGGAAGUAAUCAACAAGAAGCAACCUCAACAUUCUGCUCCUUGCUGGUUAUUUCCGUGGCUUGCACUUUGACCUCGAAUACUGAGGCAGUAUGUUCCUCCAAAAUGUCAGGGAACGUCUAGUAAGCCAAAAAAGCAACCAGUAAUAAGUGGGCUCUGCUUCUUGCUGUUACUUGCUUGGCUUACUUUUUACCCUGAAGAUUUUUGAAAUAUGUUCCUCUAAACGUUGGUGAACUUCUCCGGGACUACACGGUGUUACAUCUCAAAAGACAGCAUUUUUCGUUGUAACCUCUUUAAGAACAUCAAAUCCUGCAAGGUCAAUUACUCAGUGUAGGUUCAUUCGACAGGGAAUAAUUAAGACUGUCGAUCUCGGCCCUUGUAAUAAAGAAACACGAAAUUCACAUGCAUAAAUUUACUGAUAUGCGUUGAUAUUUAUCAAGUCCGCGAGAUAUCAAAGUUAUAUAAAUCUACUGAAUGAAUAAACAAGGGGUAUUAUAUGUAUAUAUAAAUAAUUUUAUUAUAUGAUUCAAAGUCAUACUGUAAUAGAGCAUUGUACUAAAAUACAUAAGUUAAUCGAAUCUUUCUUCUUUUUUAUCUUUUAACCAAAGAGAUUAUGUUUGUGAAUGCUGAGAAACUUAUCUGAAUCAAUUUUAUGUCAGUGCAGAGGAAGGAAGGGUUUCUUCUUCUGCCUUAACUGCACUGCCAUUUCCUCGAUGUGCGAUGCUCCAUUCAAUAACGUGUGUUUAGCACAGGCUGAUAAGAAUUCUCGGAAAUUGCGGUUGCGUUGCGGUUGCCAGUUUCCUUGAUAUGCCUUCGCCCUUAUCCCCCAUGAAAACUUAGAAUUCAGAUACUAUGAUUGUUUAUUGACGUUGCAAUGUGAAUAAUAUUGAAGCUUCUGUUUGUUUCCCUGCGGAUACUAAAUUAUCGCCACACUACUGUGCUAUCAAAUCCCUUGUUGAAACGUUGUUACAUUUCCUGAAGUAUUUAUACGAGAGAAUUUCCAAUGUUCUAAAAUUUCAAGGACCUACAAUUCAUCCAGGGAGAAUACUCGUAGCUCCCUCCAGCCGUGUUUUUUGUAUUUUAUUUCUGUCUUUGUCAUUAUUGACAGCUGUAAAACGUUCUGUUCUGAACACAUUCCUUUAAUCAUUGACACGUAACGACCCUUCAGCAUUAUAAAUUAUUACAAGUCAAGUAAGUCAAACACGAAACAAUUACUUGUACCUGUCGUGGACUGUUAUUUACAACAGAAACAGUAAUAAGCCUCACUAGGAAUGCAUCAGACGAUGCCACUGGUUAAAAAUUAAUCACGAAUCUGGAUUAUUCUUCCGUUAGAAUUCUUGAUCUUAUCAUAAUAUUAACUAUAUACAAACGAAGGUAUAAAUCUUAUGUAUGCAUGCUGUUAUUCCGAAAAUUUGUGGAGAGUACCCAAACAAGUAUCAAUCGAAAUCAGCUGCAAGAGACGGAAGUGGAAGCAUUACGAAGAAACGCGCUCGUUCCGAAGUGAGUUAUUACCAUUCUUCCCGCAUUUAAGUAAGGUGCAAUUUCUGUGUCAAUUAAGUAAUAUAAACCAUUUAAUAAUCAUGCCUAAAGCCUCUUCUAAGAAGGUAAAAAUUAUGCAAGAAACUGAGGAAUUCAUAAGCUCACCGGAAUUAUGCGAAGAUGAAUUUCCUAUGAAAAAUGGAGCAAAGUCACUUAUGAAAUCGAACAGAAUCAGCAAAUACGAAACAGACACGAAGUCUGGAGGAACUUAUUGUGCAGUUGCCAAUAAUACAAAUACUGAUUUAGGAAAUGAUUUACGGAAAGUUCUGGAUAUGUUUGGUGCAGAUGUUAAUAAAGCUCUGCGAGCCAAGAAACAGCAACUGGAACAAUACAGUGCAGGUGCAAUGAAAGCAAAUGAAACCAGAAUAAAGGAAAUGCUGCAAUGUCAGUCUGAAGCAAGAAUGCAUCAUCAUGAAGAGAUGUGCAGGAAUGUUAACUCUGUUCUGGAACAGUGGAAUGUAGAUUUAGCUCAUUCCAAAGACAAUGAAGAAAAAAUGAUUAAAAUUGUGCAAAAGCAAAUCAAAAUAAUCCAACAGAACCGUACUUCCCAACUUCAAAGAUUAGCAUAUCUUCGCCAAAUUCAUGAAUCAUAUCAGAAGAAUUUCUUACAGGAGGAAGCCAAGCAGAAUGACCAGUGUCUUAGUAUGCUGCAGGAGCUUCGAAGGGAACUUAAUGAGCUGCAGAAGAAGAUGGUGGUAGACAACCAGAAAGUGGAAGUAGCACAAAUGCAAGAGGCCUUAAAGAGAAGCGUGUCAUUCAUAUAACAUAGCAAUUGAAGUUCCACAGCAAUUAGCAAAACUACAUGAUGUUAACACAUUCAGUCUUGGAGCAAUACGUUCUGAUUUUUAACUAUUUCUAUUCAUCAGAAUGGGAAAGAACGCUUUCAUCAUAUAACACAAUAUUUUUUUCAUAAAGGAAUCCAGAAACUGUUCUACAUUCGUUUUAGAAACAAGGAUGUUUCAUAAUAUGCUGAUGAGUUCAUAGUUUCGUGUAAAAUAUUUGCUGUUUCGAAUGAUUCCAGUAGGCAUUAAACAUGUUGUAAUAAAAUAUAUCGUUACCCAUUCUUGGGUAUGAAAAUUAAAUAAUGUUAUUGUUUGUCAUAAUUUUAGUUAAGUUUAAUUAUAAAAGUAAAUAAUUAGCCCAGUUUCCCUUAUAAAUGCCAAUAUAAAAUAGUGUCAGUAUUCACAGAAUUGUUGAAGUAAUACCAAUCUUUCUCUUAUCUUUGAUACAGUUUGUUCAUCACAAAUCUUUAACAUUGAAUAAGCUCAGUUUUUUAAAUGCUCUGUGUAACAUUAAUAUUUUGUAGUUUAAAAACCAGACAUUUAUUCUAUGUUAAUGUAUUUUAUGUUACCUCAGAUUAACUAGUGUAUGUAUUUAUAAUUUCAGUCUGUGUUAAUUGAACUUAAAGAUAAAACAAGAGCAAGAAUUGAAACUUGAAAUGUGAGUUAUGUUCACUUGUGGGUUAUCAAUAUUACUCUUUUACAUUUUAAUAAAUUCAAUAAAAACUACCACAGAAUAUCUUGUAUCAAUCAAUAAGCAGUGUUAAGAGUUCUUUCACUUCUGAAUUAGUAAAAUUCAGCUGAAAUCUUGAUACACAG